UUUACGGUUCAGUUGGUCGAAAAUGUCACGGAUAUUGGUUGCGUUCCUGUUGCUCGGAGUGAGCUGCUCCCUGGCAGAUCCUAUUCCCCGGAACGAAGAGGCUACAAUCCCUCGGCUCGAUGGACGCAUUGUCGGUGGACAGGACACGAAUAUCACCCAUUAUCCGCAUCAGAUCUCUAUGAGAUACAGGGGAAAUCACCGAUGCGGUGGCUCUCUUGUCACACCAAACAAAAUCAUCAGUGCGGCCCAUUGUGUGAACACCCUGGAUGGUCCGGCAAAUCUUACCAUUGUGGCUGGUUCCUCGAAUAUCUGGUAUCCCACGGGUCCCCAGCAGGAGCUGGCUGUACGUGAGUUCAUCAUUCAUCCGAAGUAUCGAACCCUGAACAACGAUUACGAUGCGGCCAUAUUGAUUUUGGAUGGAGAGUUUGAGUUCAACGAUGCCGUACAACCCAUUGCCUUGGCCAAGGAGCGUCCGGAUCACGAUACACCCGUAACGGUGACCGGUUGGGGAACCACCAGCGAAGGUGGCACCAUCUCCGACGUCCUGCAGGAGGUCAGCGUGAAUGUGGUGGAGAAUACGCAGUGCAAGAGCGCCUACUCCAUCAUGCUGACCAGUCGUAUGCUCUGCGCCGGAGUCACCGGCGGCGGAAAGGAUGCCUGCCAGGGCGAUUCCGGUGGUCCGCUGGUCUACAAGAACGAACUGCUGGGCAUUGUCUCCUGGGGAACGGGCUGUGCUCGGGAGAGGUACCCCGGAGUAUAUUGUUCCGUUCCGGAUGUUCGCGAAUGGCUGGAGGAGACGAUUGAGGCCAACAAGGAUGUGGGCAAAAUUGACUUCCUGUAAAUGUCUAACAUCCUCUGGUUUCACAUAACACCGAACUUUUAACACUUUUAAUAGCUCCAAAAUUACAUAA
This is a messenger RNA of Drosophila suzukii, 911 nucleotides long. It is a transcript of the gene lambdaTry, whose product is annotated as lambdaTry. NCBI's taxonomy places the organism in Eukaryota, Metazoa, Arthropoda, Insecta, Diptera, Drosophilidae. Gene Ontology annotation, molecular function: serine-type endopeptidase activity. Gene Ontology annotation, biological process: proteolysis. The record is from RefSeq and is a predicted model, not a curated record.